UGUUAUCGAGUAGACUGACUCGGUAUCUUUCACGCAUUUUCGAUUUUUAAAGUUCCAAGGUGAUAAGGAAGAAGCCUACGUUCGUUUGACAUUGAACCAACACUACAGAGCGGUCAAAGAGAAACGAACCGACAUCUGCAGGCCUUCAGUAAGAGACAACUCGGUCACCUUCACUGAGGGCUUCAACUUCAAGGUCACUCCAGCACAAGUGGACAUCACAAGUUUGGCCUUCCAUAUCUUCGAAUCUACAUCUGGUUAUGGUAGGGCUUCAAAAAAAUAUAAGAUUAGAUGUGUAGUGAGUAGUACUAUAUCUAUGUGGAGUAAUAAGUAG
Acanthoscelides obtectus is the source of this 331-nucleotide messenger RNA. The record is from the annotation of a GenBank genome assembly. Lineage: Eukaryota; Metazoa; Arthropoda; Insecta; Coleoptera; Chrysomelidae.